AUGGCGAGCGAUCGACAUCUACCCGUACCAACCGGAAACAGUACCGGAAAACUUGUAUUUGCAAGUGGACGAUCUCAACAAUCGGUUCGUACUCGAAAGAUAAAAGGUGGAAUAGGACUGAUAUCGACGAGUAGAUUCACUUUUCAAGCCCACAACUUCGAUCUCGUCCAUAGUCGAUUGAUGACUGGCGCUAUACAUGUGAACAGGUGGGCUGGUUACCUCCGUGAUAUGCUUCGUGUGCUCCGGCCUGGAGGGUGGGCUCAGCUGGUGGAACUGUAUCACAAUGUCCAGUCAGACAAUGGGAGUCUCACGGACGACCCCAGGGAGUAUGAGAUUGGCACUGCCAACAGAGUAAACGUGCAACAGUUUUUAAGUUCCAUUGCGCUGUAUCCAUUCGCGGAAAGACUAGAAAUGCCAAUUCAAGAUGUCCAACUUCUUGUAGCACAAGCUCGAGUAGAGGCUGAUGACCCACGGCUGAAGGUGAAAGCGAAGUCCAGACGUCCUAAGUAG
Molecule: messenger RNA, 510 nt
Organism: Sclerotinia sclerotiorum 1980 UF-70
Lineage: Eukaryota; Fungi; Ascomycota; Leotiomycetes; Helotiales; Sclerotiniaceae
Exons: 4
Coding region: 1-510 (169 amino acids)
Molecular function (GO): S-adenosylmethionine-dependent methyltransferase activity
Source: RefSeq, a predicted model, not a curated record